AUGGCCUCCCUCGACCCGCCCGCCUCGCCGUCAGUGGUCGUCGACGCUCCACCACCUCCCGCCACGACCGACGACGACUCGCCCCCACCGCCCGCCGGCGUCGACGCCCUCGAGCCCGACAAGCGCGUCAGCUUCUACGUCCAGGCCGUCGACGAGAUGCUCGACGCUGUCCUCGCCCACGAGGCCUUCCUCUUCGACCCCAACGAGCUCGCCGCCCUCGUGCGCUUCCGCAACCUCGAGUACCAGUCGCGCUACCUCUUCUCGCGCCUCCUCCUCCGCAAGCCUACCUGGAUCCGCCUCUCGUCCCUCCUCGCGUCGUCGUCCUACUCGACCGACAUCUCGGACCUCCCCGCCGCAUGCGCCGAGCUGUGGCGCGUUGCCGAACCCGUCGCCGGCCCAUCGACCCCGCCCAAGCGUCAGCAGGUCGCCGCGCUCGUCGAGCCCAAGAAGGAGCAGCCGCGCGACGAGGGCUUCCUCGACCUCACCCUCACCGACUCGGACGACGACGUCGCGCCGCCCGUCUCGAACAAGGGCAAGAAGAGCGGCGUCGACAAGGGCAAGGCGCGAGCGACGCCGCGCAAGCUCAUCUCGGACGUGCCCGACUCGCUCGACCUCGGCGACCUGUCGCGGUUCGCGUUCGACCAGUCGGUCCUCGUCGACGAGCCGCCCGAAAACACGCUCGCGCUCUUGAGCAUGGACGAGCUCACGACCCUCGGCAAGCGCAUGAAGGUGCCCUGCAAGAGCGGCGCGAGCCGCGGCGAGUGGACCAAGGCGCUCCUCAAGACGUCGAACCAGUCGACCCUGUCGUUCUUCCUCGCCGCACCGCCAACCCCCAAGGUCCAGUCGCCGGUCGGCUCGGCCGGCAUGGAGCGCAAACCGUCGGUCGGCUCGGUCGGCGUCGGGUACGACGCCAAGGGCAACAAGCUGUCGCAGUCGCGUGUCGUCGCCGCUCAGGCGCUCAAGCUCAUCGGUCCCGUCAUCCGCCUCUCGCCCGCGCUCCUCACCCUGUUCAACCGCCUCUCGCUCGUCUACCACCGCACGUCGUACACGGCCGGCACCUCGUCCACGUCGGCCUCGCCCCUCACGGCGUCGCUCCUCGCCCGAUUCGGCAAGCGCGCCUACCCGUCCUACACCGUCUCGCGCUCGUUCGCCCUCUUUCCCUCGCGCGCCGUCCUGCGCGAGUUUGAGGCGGCCAUGGCGAUCGAGCAGCGCGUCGAGGCGGCGCUCGACGGCGUGUGGGGGCCGGGCGUGCCCAAGCGGGCCGAGCGCGAGACCAAGGAGGAGCGGCUCGAGCGGUUGUGCGCCGAGGCGGAGGACGAGGCGAGGAGGGUCAAGAAGGAGGAGGACGAGGCGGUCGAGGCGGCCCGAGCGGCGGGAGAUGGCGAGGGCGAGGGCAAGGGUCAGCGGGGCGCGCAUGGGAGGCUGUACUACCGGAGGAGGUUCCACCCGGGCUGGCCCCUGAGCCGGGCGGCCUACAAAGCCGCAGCCUGCUACGCCAAGCUGGGCGACCACGACUCGGAGGUCGCCAUCUUGCGUCACCUCCUCGCACAGACGUCGUUCCGCCGGGGCAAACGCGGCGACUGGUACGACCGCCUCGCGCUCGUCCUCAUGAAGUACCCGCUCGGCGACGAGGCGCUCCUCGGCGACGAGGUCAAGGGCAAGAAGCGCGAGCGCAAGGACCGGCUGCUGCGCGAGAGGAGGGACGAGGCGCUGCGCGUGUGCGAGGAGGGGCUCAAGGACCCGUUCACCCAUCUCAUCUACAAGUCGUCGCUCCAGCGCCGCAUCGCCCGCAUCGAGUCGGCCCUCCAGGUCCCGCCCGACGAGCGCCGCACGUUCGACGUCCUCCUCGCCAAGUCGACGACGCGCGUCAUGGAGGGUGAGCGUGUCGACACGCCGACGAUCGGCAAGAAGAGCGUGUGGCGCGCGAGCGACGGCGCCGAGAUCAGCGUCGAGGAGCUGUGCCUCGAGCAGUACGUCCGGGAGGGUUGGAAAGGGUUCCACUCGGAAAACGGCGUCCUCACCAUGAUCUUCGCCCUCACCUUCUGGGACAUCCUUUUUGCGCCUGUCGACGGCGUGUUCGAGACGGCGUUCCAGACGGCGCCCCUCGAUCUCUCGUCCGACGCGUUCGCCAUCGUCCGUCGUCCCGCCAUCGACGCUCGCCUCGCCUCUAUCGCCGCCGGCGAUGCGCCUGCCCUCCUCCGCUCGACCGACGAGCGCGAGCGACCUCGCGGCACGUUCGCCGUCGGCACGAACUGGGAGCGCUACGCGUUCGAGGACCUCGAGGAGAUUGCCCAGUGCAUCGGCGGGCCGGCCUUGGCGUCCAUCCUCACCGUGUUCGUCGAGGAAUAUGGUCACCGGACCGGCGGCAUCCCCGACCUCUGCCUGUGGAACCCGUCGACUGGGCGCGCCCUGUUCGCCGAGAUCAAGGGCCCGGGCGACCAGCUGUCCGAGACGCAGAAGGUGUGGAUCGACGUCCUCCUCGGCGCCGGCGUCGGGGUCGAGGUGACACGCGUCGUCGAGAGUCGCGAGGGGCGCGAGGCGAGUGCGGGCGAGGAGGAAGGCGAGGGGGAGGAUGGCGAGGAAGGAGGAGCGGGAGGGAAGAGGGGUCGGGCGAGGAGCAAGAGCGCGCCGAGGAAAGGCGGCAAGGGGAGGAAGAGGGCCAAGACGGUCGAGGAGGGCGAGGGCGAGGGCGAGUAG
Molecule: messenger RNA, 2697 nt
Organism: Rhodotorula graminis WP1
Lineage: Eukaryota; Fungi; Basidiomycota; Microbotryomycetes; Sporidiobolales; Sporidiobolaceae
Exons: 11
Coding region: 1-2697 (898 amino acids)
Biological process (GO): interstrand cross-link repair
Cellular component (GO): nucleus
Molecular function (GO): 5'-3' exonuclease activity; flap-structured DNA binding; 5'-flap endonuclease activity
Source: RefSeq, a predicted model, not a curated record